This is a messenger RNA of Cannabis sativa, 3960 nucleotides long. RefSeq names its product protein SMAX1-LIKE 6. The record is from RefSeq and is a predicted model, not a curated record. The transcript has 3 exons. Gene Ontology annotation, molecular function: ATP hydrolysis activity; ATP binding. NCBI's taxonomy places the organism in Eukaryota, Viridiplantae, Streptophyta, Magnoliopsida, Rosales, Cannabaceae. Bases 529 to 3822 code for a protein of 1097 amino acids.
AAAAAUUAAGGUGGAUGUUUUAAUUUUUUUUUGGUUUUCUUUCAAGUAAAUGGAUGAUGGGAUUGGUUGGGUGUGAAAAGAGAUGAGAAUCUAUACUCACCAUGUGUCUGUAAAAAUACCCCAAGAAUGGAAAACACCUCUUGUGGGAUCCCACAAGACAAAGCUACCAUCACUACCUACAACUACUGCUGCUACUUCGAGUACUGCAACACAAACCAGCUGCUGCUCUCUCCACCACACCACCCUCCAAACCACGACAAUUCUCUCUCUCUCUCUCUCUCUCUCUCUCUCUCUCAUCUUCUUUGUCUUCCUCCCACUGAAUUAAUUUAUUAUCAAAAAGUCUUUGAAGUAAACCCCUCCUUUUUCUAUUAUUAUAUUUUUCCAAUUUCAUCCAAAUCCCAAACUAGCUUCAACCGCCAAAAACUAAUCGACCCAACUCCGCUUUUACACGUAUAUACAAGUUUUUUAUUCCAUAUUUACACAUACGCGCAUACAUAUAUAUAUAGGGGAGAUAUAUGCUAGCCGGCGAUGCCGACGCCGGUAAGUGCAGCGAGGCAAUGCUUGACGGAGGAGGCAGCUCGAGCACUCGACGAUGCCGUGGCAGUGGCGCGUCGACGAGGUCACGCGCAGACCACCUCCCUUCAUGCCGUCUCGGCCUUACUGGCCUUACCCUCCUCUAUGCUCCGGGAUGCCUGCACGCGCGCUCGAAGCAGCGCGUACUCACCCAGGUUGCAGUUUCGGGCACUUGAGCUCUCCGUUGGGGUCUCUCUCGACCGUUUGCCUUCUUCUAAAACUUUAGAUGAGCCACCCGUUUCGAACUCCCUCAUGGCUGCCAUCAAACGUUCCCAGGCUAACCAGAGGCGCCAUCCGGAGAGUUUUCACUUUCACCAGCUUCACUCCCAGCAGCAAACGACGUCGGUUUUGAGGGUCGAGCUCAAGCAUUUCAUUCUCUCGAUUCUCGACGACCCGAUUGUCAGUCGAGUUUUUGGGGAAGCCGGAUUUAGGAGCUGCGAUAUCAAGCUCGCGAUUGUUCACCCACCGACACCGGCGAGGCAAGCCUCCUCAUUCAUUAGAGGUCGCUGCCCACCCAUGUUCCUCUGUAAUCUUACUGAUUCGGAUCCGGGUCUUCGGGGUUUCAGCUUCCCGUUCUCUCGGCAAGAAGAUGGGGACGAGAAUUGCAGACGAAUCGGUGAAGUGUUGGUGAGGAAGAGUGGGAAGAACCCUUUGUUAAUCGGUGUUUACGCAGGCGAGGCUCUCAAUAUUUUCGCCGAGGGUGUACACAGUGGUAAAGCAGGCAUUUUGCCAGCUGCAAUGGCUGGAUUGAGUUUAAUAGGUAUUGAGAAAGAUGUUUCUGAGUUUUUUUUUGAAGAAGGGAGUGAGGGGAAGCUUGAUACGAAGUUUAAGGAGGUGGGUCGAAUGGUGGAGCAAUGCUCCGGACCUGGUGUCUUAUUGAACUUUGGAGAAUUGAAGACCUCGGUUGCUGAUGGUGUCUCGGCUGAUCGGCUGAGCUUUGUGGUCUCACGAUUAACAAGCUUGGUGGAGCUUCACAGUGGGAAACUAUGGUUGAUUGGAGCAACACGGACUUAUGAAAUCUAUUCCAAGCUUUUGGGUCAGUUUCCUACCAUUCAAAAGGACUGGGACUUGCAUCUUCUUCCCAUUACGUCUUCUAAAGCUUCAAGUGAAGGAGUCCACUCUAAAUCAAGCUUGAUGGGGUCCUUUGUUCCUUUUGGAGGGUUCUUUGCUGCAUCAUCUGAAUUGAAAAAUCCUGUUAGUAGCACAAACCAAUGUUUUACCCGUUGCUCUGCAUGCACGGAAAAGUAUGAGCAGGAAGUUUCUUCGAUUCUGAAGACAGGAUCAAAUCUUUCUGUUGCUGGUCAAUUGUCAGAAAGCUUGCCUUCUUUGCAAAUGGCUGAAGUUGACGCAAGAAAAGGAGUGGAUGCAACGAAGACCAACGAUGGUGGAAGUACAUUGAACACUAGAAUACUGGGGUUGCAGAAAAAGUGGAAUGAAAUUUGUCUAGGUCUUCAUCACAGCCGACCAUUCUAUAAAGCUGAUGUUUUCCAGCCAGCGUCCCAAGUUUCCCCAGUAGAGGUUUUUCAAGGAGCUCUAAAUGGAAAAGAAAGCUGCGGUGAAGAUUUGAUUGUAAAUGAAUCUCGAUGUACAUUGUCAUCUUCCAACACACCAACAAACUUGCAAAAGGAUUUUCCUUCAAAGCAGAGCAGUUUGAUAACAGUGGCUUCUGACCCCAAGAAUGCUGAUCUUCAUUCUGAGAAUUUGACUAAAGCUUCAGAGAGUUGCCAAAAUGAGAUGGGGAACCCCCAUUAUUCCCCUAAACCUACUUAUGAUAUGAAUUUUCUUCCGGACCACACAUCGUCUUCAUCUGUCACUUCUGUGACCACAGAUUUGGGGUUGGGAACAAUAUAUGCAUCAAGUAGCAAGGAACCACGGCCUACAAAAUCAUCAGAUCAUAAUGUACGCCCACAAUACAUGUCUGGUGCUUUCUCACCUGAGUUUUAUGCAAUAAGUAAGAAUACUUUGCCUAGAGCUGUACAAUCUUCCUGUUCUACAACAAAUUUAAAUGAUCCUAAGGAUCUGAAAUCACUUAAAAGUGUCUUAACUGAAAAAGUGGAUUGGCAAGAUGAAGCCAUAUGUGCUAUUAGUCAAGCUGUAUGCUUUAGCAGAUCUGGUGGGGGAAGACAUCAUGUCUCAAAUGUCAGAGGAGAUAUUUGGCUUACAUUUCUUGGACCUGACAAAGUUGGGAAGAAGAAAAUUGCUUUAGCACUUGCUGAGAUACUGUAUGGCUCAAGAGAAAGCCUAAUUGCUGUUGAUUUGGGUUCUCACGAUAGAGGAUGUCAGACAGACUCCAUUUUUGAAUGUGAGGACCCAGAUUAUGAUUUGAAGUUUAGGGGGAAGACAGUUGUUGAUUAUCUUGCUGGAGAGUUAAGCAGGAAACCUCAUGCAGUUAUCUUUCUUGAAAAUAUAGAGAAGGCUGAUCUUCUAGUCCAGAAUAGCUUGUCGCAAGCCAUUAGAACAGGCAAGUUUCCAGACACUCGCGGAAGAGAAAUCAGCAUUAGCAAUGUUACAUUUGUGGCAACCACUACCAUUAUUAAGGGGAAAACAUCUCACCAUCCAGUGAAGGAUCUGAUGCAAUUUUCAGAAGAUAUGAUUCUAGCAGCUAAGAGAUGUCAAAUGCAAAUACAAAUCGGUGGAUCUGUUGCUAGCACUGCAAACCCAAAGGAAAGUAUGAAUGUGAAAGUUACACUGAAAGAAGAAUCAUCAAACCCUUCAUCUGUAAAUAAAAGAAAGCUGAUUAAAUCAAGCAACUCCACCGAGCAACAACAACGUGCCCUCAAGGCACCAAGAUCUUUCCUGGACUUGAAUGUUCCUGUAGAGGAGAUUGAAGAAAGUGAUUGUGGGGAGUAUGACAGUGACUCCAUCUCUGAAAGCACAGAAGCCUGGUUGGACGAUUUCCUUGAUCAAGUGGAUGAAAAAGUGGUUUUAAAGCCAUUCGACUUUGAUGCUCUUGCUGGGAAAAUAGUGGAAGACAUCAACAAAAAUGUGAAGAGAAUGUUGGGAGCUGAGAUUAUGCUAGAGAUUGACUACAAAGUCAUGAUACAGAUACUUGCAGCUGCUUGGUUGUCAGACGAGAAAUGGGUGGUGGAGAAAUGGGUUGAACAGGUUCUCAACAAAGGUUUUGCUGAGGCAGAGCAAAAGUAUGUGCUUAAUGGCCAUCGUGUUAUGAAACUGGUUGCUUUAGGAACUCUUACACCUGAAGAGAAAACUUCUUGUGUUUGCCUUCCCGCUAAAAUUAAUCUGAACUAAUAAUAUUGUUUUCUUUUUUGGCUUCCGGUGUUAUUUUUGUAAUUACAUGUAUAAUGUAGCUUUUAGCAUAUAUGUAUGUAUCUUUGGCAUUUGAUAAGUCUUUGCUUCGAAGAUCAAUCCAUAAUUUUUUAGGGCUAA